AGCCACCUUAUAACCAAACAGCUAUAAACAUAAGAAGUUACAUCUAAUUUUAUAUUCAGAAAUAUUUCAAAGUCAUUAACAACAAUAACAAUAAUUAAAGCUCAAUACUAGCCUCUAUAAUAUUUUUUUUCCUUUAAAAGUGGUCUAUAUAUUACUUAAAUUUGAUUAACACUAUUUUUAUUGUUCUAGAAAUGAGAUGACCAGCUCUUUCAGAAUAUACAGCAACUGCCUCCACAUGAAAGUACCAGGUUUAGGAGAUUUACGGUAAAGCCAUGUUUCCUAGGAGGUCAGUACAAAAAGCCAGACUUCUACCGGCAGUUUCUGGGAGAGAUAAGCUUUCCAUCCAUUUCAGUGGUUUAUUUUUUUCUCUGGGAGAUGUUUAUAACAGAAAAGGCUCAAGUGGGAUAUUUAUCACCUUCUCCUGUUCCUCUGGUGUUUGGUGGAGUUGACCACAGGCAAGGAUAAAAUGAGCUGGUCGUCUCACGAUGAUGGAAAACCUGGAAUCAAGGCUCAAGAAUGCCCCCUAUUUUUGCUGUGAGAAGGGAAACGAUUCUGUCCCCGUGUGCCAGAAGUGUGAAACAUGUGUCUUGGCUUGGAAGAUCUUCUCUACCAAAGAGUGGUUCAAAAGGAUUGGCGAGAUAUCGCAGAGGAGGUUUCUAGUUAGCAUCCUGGAGCAGUUAGAUAGCUUAUAUUUGUUACACUAUUUUCAAAAUAUCCUUCAGACCACACAGGGGAAGGAUUUCAUCUACAACAGGUCCCGGAUCAACCUCAGCAAGAAGGAGGGGAAAAUCGUGAAUUCCUCCUUGAACCAGAUGUUAGAUAAAACAUUAGAACAGAAGAUGAGGGAGAUAUUGUACUGGUUUGGGAACAGCACCCACCGGACUAAGGCAAAUUAUACACUCUUGCUGCUGCAAAUGUGUGACCCCAAGUUAUUGCUCACUGCUGCUGAUGUCAUCAGAGUCCUGUUUCAGAGAGAGUGGAAGAACAUUUCAGGGCUCGAACAAGACUCUAAUCAUAUGUUUUUCUUCCCUGAGAAAGAUUAUGACCCCAAGUCUGAGACCUCACAUGUCUACUGGGCAGCCAGAACCAGGAACACAUCCUUCCCUUUGUCCAAAAAUUCAGGAAAAGAAAACUUGCUUGAAAAUGUGGGGGGAGCAUCUAAUACUGAGUCCCAAGGGAAGAGUUCAUUCCAGUGUAUUUGUGAGAUGAAUAGGCUAUUUUCUGGAAAAGCAGACAUGCCCAAGGCAAGAUACACUUCUGCUCUGUUGGAUGACCUGGAUGCUGUCAGAGACCUGUCUUCUGGAGUCAGAAAAUAUCGGGACUUCAUCCGUUACCUGCCCAUCCACCUCUCCCAAUAUAUUCUAAGUAUGGUGGGGUGUAUUGGGGGAUUUCUCAAGAGAUCUCCCCAUUGCAUUCCAGUUUGAAGGUUCCCAGGUCUAUCUUUUUUUUUUUCAGGUAUGCUGGAUAAAAAUACCCUGCACAAGUGUGCCUCUGUGAGCCAGCACUGGGCCACAUUGGUACAACAAGUCAAGAUGGACCUGUCGAUGCAUACAUUUAUUCAGAACCAGAUUGCCUUAUUGCAGGGAUCCUACACAAGGGGAAUAGAUCCUAAUUACGCCAACAAGCUUUUUAUCCCAGUUCCUAAAAUGACAGAUGAUGGAAAGCGUGUGCGUGUGAAAAAUCAGAAAUGGAAACUGAGAAUGAAGAAUGACUACAACCUGUGGACUGCAUACCAGAACCAGGAAACCCAGCAGGUCCAGAUGGAGGAGAGAAAUGUCUUCUGUGGGACUUACAACAUCCGCAUUCUCUCUGACAUGUGGGACAGAAAUAGAAUCAUCCACUAUUCUGGGGGAGAUUUGGUAGCUGUGUCAUCUAAUCGGAAGAUUCAGCUUCUGGACAUCUUACAAGUAAAGGAGAUACCCAUUGAGUUCCGAGGCCAUGCUGGGAGUGUCCGCGCCCUCUUCUUGUGUGAGGAUGAAAACUUUCUGCUGAGUGGGAGUUAUGACCUGAGUAUCAGAUAUUGGGAUCUGAAAAGCGGGGCUUGCAUACGAAUCUUCAACGGCCACCAGGGAACAAUCACUUGCAUGGAUUUAUAUAAGAACAAGCUGGUAUCUGGAUCAAGAGAUUGCCAGGUGAAAGAGUGGGAUAUAGAGACAGGGAAGUGCCUGAAGACGUUUAAACACAAAGACCCCAUCUUGGCCACCAGGAUCAGUGAUACCUACAUUGUGAGCAGCUGUGAGCGAGGGAUAAUCAAAGUGUGGCACGUUGUCACAGCCCAGCUUGUAAAGACUCUCAACGGUCACGAGGGAGCUGUGAAAUGUCUGUGUUUUGACCAGUGGCAUCUCCUCUCCGGAAGUACCGAUGGCCUGGUCAUGGCCUGGAGCAUGGUGGGAAAGUAUGAGCGAUGCCUCAUGGCUUUCAAGCAUCCAAAGGAGGUACUUCACGUAGCCCUUCUCUUCCUACGGGUCAUCAGUGCCUGUGCAGAUGGGAAGAUCCGCAUUUACAAUUUCCUAAAUGGGAACUGUCUGAAGGUGAUGAAAGCCAAUGGCAGAGGUGAUCCUGUGCUGUCCUUCUUUAUUCAGGGCAACAGGAUGUUGGUCAACACGGAGAGCAAUAUUCUCAUGUUCCAGUUUGAGAAUAUAAAGUGGCGGUACUCCCCGGAACAGGCCAAACAAAAGAAGAGUAAGGAUAAAGAGGAAGACAGGGAAGAAAACAGCCUCACAGAAGACCUCUCCAAGGCUAGCACUCAGGUUUACAACCUGGGGGACUCCAUGUCUAGUAAACAAGUGGUGACCCAGGAGUCCCUGUUAAGUAAAUCUCACAAGUCCCGCCUUCUCCUGAGGGCAGCCAGGUUACAAACAGAUGAUGUGGCAAAAGUACCAAAACAAGGACAGCUGGAAACUCCUGGAGACUUGACCAGUCACUCAAAGAAAAAGUCCUGGCAAAUACCUAUGUCACCAGACCGGUUCCUCCUGACCAUUAAUGCCCUGCAGCAAGCCCAUAAUUCAGGGCAGUUUGCCUAUCCCGGCAGGCCCCAGACCCAAGUCAUUGAUGCCUGGGGACCUUCAAUUUCACAUCCAAGGAAGGUCCUGAGUUUCAAAGGAAAAUCAAUCCAACAUGCAGUUGAUCAGUUGAGACUCAGCAACCCUCCCAUAGAUGUGAAACAAAUCAAUAUUCCCCUUGAAAUCCAGAAACUGCAGCCCAACUUGAAAAAGUCUUUGCAAAGUCCCCGAGUGCAGUCCACCAUACCCCAGCCUAUGCUUAUCCGCUCCAGGUUCUCUGGCAGCUUAAAGGGUGAAGAUCGAGCAUCCAGUUCAAUUGAUGAAACAGCGGGCAGCUUCAGACCCUUAACCAGCAUGCAGGUUAUUAAACCCAAGCGCAUGCUGGUUCCGCCGGUGGUCAUGACAACCCAAUCUGUCAAGAAAGAACGACCUCACUUCCACACAGCUCUUGAUCCUUUUAGAGUGAACACUGAGUUCAUGUUGUUGACUGUGAAGGAGGAGAAAGAGUAUGGGGAAGCCAAGAUGAAAGAAUAUCAGGCUAGAAAGCCCACUGGAGUGGUCGAUUCAGAAAAAGCCAGCAAAGCUGCAUGGAUCAGGAAGAUCAAAGGCCUGCCUAUAGAUAAUUUCAUGAAGCAAGGAAAAAUAGCAGCCCCUGAACUUGGUCCAAACAUAUUUAUCUGAACCAGCCUUGGGAAAUUACAACGUCUUACAAUAAACAGAAAACCAAGUA
Pteropus alecto (black flying fox) is the source of this 3732-nucleotide messenger RNA. It is a transcript of the gene FBXW10B, whose product is annotated as CMT1A duplicated region transcript 1. Gene Ontology annotation, molecular function: protein binding. The transcript is spliced from 12 exons. NCBI's taxonomy places the organism in Eukaryota, Metazoa, Chordata, Mammalia, Chiroptera, Pteropodidae. The record is from RefSeq and is a predicted model, not a curated record.